Messenger RNA from Etheostoma cragini (Arkansas darter), 385 nucleotides. RefSeq names its product dematin-like. Gene Ontology annotation, molecular function: actin filament binding. The transcript is spliced from 3 exons. The annotation marks the transcript as partial. Gene Ontology annotation, biological process: lamellipodium assembly; actin filament bundle assembly. Gene Ontology annotation, cellular component: actin cytoskeleton; plasma membrane. The record is from RefSeq and is a predicted model, not a curated record. NCBI's taxonomy places the organism in Eukaryota, Metazoa, Chordata, Actinopteri, Perciformes, Percidae.
AAUGCAUUUACUGAUUGAGUCUCCCUCUCUCUCUCCCUCUCUCUCUCUCUCUCCCUCUCUCUCUUCCAGCUGGAUAAAACCAAACAGGAAGACGGUUUCUCUCCAGUCAUGCAGAAGGUGGAGGGACGGUUAACCCCGGUCAACCUGCCUAUUUCCAGGGGCGCAAGCACCCCGGGGUCCCCCGCCGCCGGCAUCACGGCCCGGGUGAACGACCAGGUGGUGGGCUACAGAGACCUGGCGGCGCUGCCCCGAGACAAAGCCAUCCUUCAGGUGGAGAGACCCGACCUGAUGUCCUACCAACCACACCUCACCUUCUCCCCCCUCGACGCUCCACCCAGAGAAGUACAACACUCACGUUACAUAUCUGCAAUUCAACAUAUCACAU